Gilbertella persicaria is the source of this 1517-nucleotide messenger RNA. RefSeq lists its product as uncharacterized. Lineage: Eukaryota; Fungi; Mucoromycota; Mucoromycetes; Mucorales; Choanephoraceae. Bases 391 to 1191 code for a protein of 266 amino acids. The transcript has 3 exons. The record is from RefSeq and is a predicted model, not a curated record.
AGUAUACGAUUGGGAAAUAUAUAAACCUGCUUAGAGAAGUAAGUAGGCAGCAAUACCAGCAGCAGCAGCAACAAGAGUACCACCAACACGAACAUUUCCGGCACCACUGGAGGUUCUAGUAGAAGAAGCAGUAGCGGAAGAAAUAGCACUGCUGACUCUAGAGGCAAUAGAAGAUGUACGGCUACCACUAGUAGAAGAAGCGGAAACAGAACCGGAAGAAGAGCCGGAAGAAGAGCCAGGAGAGAGAAGGCUAGAGACUGAGCUGAGGAAAGAAGUGGCUUGAGCAGCACCUACUUCGGUGGCAGCAGUAGCUUCGGCUUCAAGAGAGUUAGCGUGAAAGUUCUUGCCAUUCUUCUUCUUGCCAAACUUGUUGUCACCAGAUUUGCCACCAUGCUUCUUAUCAUCUUCAUCAUCUUCAUCAUCAUCGUGCUUAUUUUUGUGCUUGUGAUCGUCAUCCUUGUCUUCUUCUUUGUCAUCAUGCUUGAAUUGCUUGUGACCACCGAAAUGGUUGUAACCUUCUUCACCAUGACCCUUGUAACGUUCAGCACCAUUGUGUUCCUUGCGAUCACCGUAGUCGUUCUUCACCACCCUUGCGAUCACCGUAUAUUUUUCACCGCCCUUGCGAUCACCGUAGUAUUUUUCACCGCCCUUGCGAUCACCGUAGUGUUCUUUGACACCGUAGUGUUCUUUGCGACCGUAGUCUUCUUUGCGACCGUAGUCUUCUUUGCGACCGUAGUCUUCUUUGCGACCGUAGUCUUCUUUGCGACCGUAGUCUUCUUUGCGACCGUAGUCUUCUUUGCGACCGUAGUCUUCUUUGCGACCGUAGUCUUCUUUGCCCUCGUAGUGUUUUUUGCCAUUGUAGUCUUCUUUGCGACCGUAGUCUUCUUUGCGACCGUGGUGUUCUUUGCCCUCGUAGUGUUUUUUGCCCUCGUAGUGUUUUUUGCCAUCGUGGUCUUCUUUACCACCCUUUUGUUUAUCGCCAUUGAGUUCUUUGCCAUCCUUUUGUUUACCGCCAUUGAGUUCUUUGCCACCCUUUUGUUCACCGACAUUGAGUUCUUUGCCACCCUUUUGUUCACCGACAAUGAGUUCAUUUUCAGAACCAAAUUGUUCGUUCGUGCCACUGAGGCCCGUGUUUUCAAAGGGGAGGACCUACAAAAAAAAGUAAGUAUAUGGUAUAUUAAAUGCCAAUGACUCACACUAGGAGCAGCAAAAAGAGUGGUAGUUAAUGCAAUAAUAACAGGAGGCUUGUUUUGAAUCUCGAUGUUAUCAAUAACAAUAGGGAAAAUAGCAUCAUCCAAGGCAAUAGCAGUGUUCAUUUCAGGCAAUUGAACUACAGGAGCCCUUCCUUCUUGACCAGAUUGUUUGCCGCCAAAGAUCUUCUUGAUGCUAUUAAAUUCCUUGAUGUUUUCAACUUCAUUGGCAGCUACAAUAAAAAUAGGUUAGAUCAGGUAAUGAUUCAAUUCGUUUUCUUACAAGUAGCAGUUGCCAAAGCAGCAGUGACAGCUAAAAGAGCAAGA